AUGGUCAAGAUCACCUUCAAGGCUACCCUCGCGGUAGCGGCAGCCUUUUCCAUGAUGGCGGUUAUCUGCGAAGAGCCGUACCAUAUCUACUCCCAUGAGGAAUACGCUGUUAUUGCCUGUACUGGUGCUAUCGUAGCUACUACAACAUUCUGUGGGAAGAAAGCCAAGAUUUUGGGCCAAUGCUACUGCGCUAACGUCCCCGAGUUAGGUUCCCUUUUGGCCUGUUUGCACGAUAACGACUACUACACCAGCAAGAUGGUCAGAUAUCUUGAAAAUGAGUGCGCCAUCAGCUACCCAAACACCACUUUGGAUACUGAUUUUUUUGAUAAGGUGUACCAGAAUGCUUCCCAGUACAUAAUUACUCCACCGUCCGAUAUGAACGCUACCCUCAUCUCAUAUACCCCCAUUACCAUGGAGUAA
Messenger RNA from Babjeviella inositovora NRRL Y-12698, 420 nucleotides. RefSeq lists its product as uncharacterized. NCBI's taxonomy places the organism in Eukaryota, Fungi, Ascomycota, Pichiomycetes, Serinales. The coding region runs from base 1 to 420 and encodes 139 amino acids. The record is from RefSeq and is a predicted model, not a curated record. The transcript has 2 exons.